AUGCAGGUGGCACCUCUCCCUGAGGCGACUGACGCCUCUGCAACACCCCGAUCGAGAAAAGGCAUGGCAACUCAGUUGGCCGCACUGCCUGCGAUUGAACGGCUGAGUCCGGCAUGCAUUCGCAUCCUUGGCGGUAAUCCAGGCAAAUUCACCCUCCAGGGCACCAACACUUAUCUCCUGGGCACAGGAAGGCACCGCAUUCUGAUCGACACGGGCGAGGGCAAGCCCGCUUGGGCCGAAUCAGUCAAGUCUGCACUUGAGGAAGAGAAGGCGUCUAUCGAAACUGUGCUUGUCAGUCACUGGCAUCAUGAUCACACCGGAGGCCUAGCCGACAUCUUGAGCAUCUGCCCGGAGGCUCAAGUCUAUAAAAAUGAGCCCGAAGAUGGGCAACGAAAUAUCGCCGACGGCCAGACCUUUGGUGUUUCCGGGGCCAGCUUAACAGCGGUGCACUCCCCAGGUCAUACUACUGACCAUGUGACCUUUGUCUUCCACGAGGAGGACGCCAUGUUCACGGCAGAUAACGUACUGGGCCACGGCACAGCCGUUUUUGAGAACCUGGGUGUCUAUGUUGACAGUCUCGAACGUAUGCGUCACAUGUUCAAGGGGAGAGUCUAUCCCGGACAUGGGCCUGUUGUCUCCGAAGGACCGGCCAAGAUUAUCGAAUACAUCCGCCAUCGCCAGGAAAGGGAGAACCAAGUUUUACGGAUGCUACGGACCUCUCAUGAGCGGGCUGGUGUCGGCAGUCAAUCGGACGACUGGACCGUGAUGGAGCUUGUCAAGGUCAUAUACAAGGACGUCCCCGAAGCCCUGCAUGUUCCGGCAAGUGGCGGGGUGUUACAAAUCUUGCGCAAACUGGAAGCGGAGGGUCAAGUGGCACAGACGCCAGACGCCGAGAGGUGGAUCACGAACGAUAAGUCGUCGUUGUGAAUAGCUGUCGUGCCACUGCAGGCAACCGAAAGAAACGCAGUGCAUCAACAGUUGAAUUGACAUGUCAGAUUA
Verticillium alfalfae VaMs.102 is the source of this 999-nucleotide messenger RNA. RefSeq lists its product as hypothetical. The record is from RefSeq and is a predicted model, not a curated record. Gene Ontology annotation, biological process: secondary metabolite biosynthetic process. NCBI's taxonomy places the organism in Eukaryota, Fungi, Ascomycota, Sordariomycetes, Glomerellales, Plectosphaerellaceae. The coding region runs from base 1 to 927 and encodes 308 amino acids. The transcript has 2 exons.